CCCCCUAAAUACAAGUCAAAAUGUUUAUUUGUAUGGUGGUUAGUAUGUCUUCAAUUGUGUAUUUUUAUGCAUCUUUCUUUCUUCUCACCUUCUAAUCUAUUUCCUCCUUCCUCCAAUUAAACCUCCAUUUAUUUCCACUAAUCAUGAUUAACCCAACACUUUAAUCAUUUUUCUUUUUUUUUUUCCCUAGACAUAUAAAUACACCAAAAUAGUACCCUUACUUCUAGGACACUCACUAACAAGCUAAUACAAAGUAUAACUUACACAAGACUUAUAAUAUAACUAGCAAUAUAUUGCCUAUUUCCUUCAUUUUAUUUCUUCAUUUCUUUGUUUGAACAAGAUGGGAUUUUUUUCCUUAGGGUGUUUUGGGUGUAAACCGGGCUCGAACGACGACCGUGUUACACCGGAGAAGGUGUCGGUACACGAUGAGGCGGUGUCGGUAGGGGUGGUGAAGAGGUAUAGUUGGGUUGAAAUAGAGAAUAUGACCAUGAAUUUUAAGGAAGUGAUUGGUGUAGGAGGGUAUAGCACAGUUUACCUUGCUAAAUUCCCUGAUUCUUCCUUAGGUGCUGUCAAGAUUUACAAUAGCAGUGAAAGACUUAACCAAGUUUUCAAGAGUGAAUUAGAGAUCUCUCAAAAACUUCAUCAUUCCAAUAUUGUCAAACUCCUUGGUUAUUGUGAUGAAAGAGAUGAAGGAGUGUUAGUUUUUGAGUACAUACCUAAAGGGAACCUACAAGAGGAGCUACACGAGCGCAAUCAAAUCCCGUCUACAUCACCACAUAAGGGAGGAUAUGGUUUAAAAUCACAACAACUCACUUGGAAACAGAGGAUUUCAAUAGGAUAUCAAUUAGCACAAGCAUUGGAAUACCUUCAUGAGAGUGGUGACCUCCAUAUAGUUCAUGGGGACAUAAAGUCCUCGAACGUGCUCUUAGACGAAUGUUUCAACUGUAAGCUCUGUGACUUCGGGUUUUCGAAGAUGGGUUUCUCAUCAAUGAUCAAGCCACCCUCAUCAUCGCGCAUUGCUAUGAUGGGUUCACCAGGGUACAUAGACCCACACUACCUUAUGACAGGGAUCGCGUCUAAGAAGAAUGAUGUAUACAGCUUCGGAGUCAUACUGUUAGAGCUUAUUACAGGAUUUGAGGCCUUUAUUACCUCAGGAGGUGAUCAGCAAGUGCUUCUGACAUCGAUUGUUCGAACAAAGGAUACAUUCGAUGCUGAAAAGGUGUCGAAAAUGGCCGAUCCAAGAAUGGUUAGAGGGGAAGGGUUUGACAGAGAAGAGGUUAAGGCUAUGGCAUUCAUUGCAAUGGACUGUCUGCAUCAUUUGCCUAGUUUAAGGCCUUCUGCAUCAGAAAUCUGCAAGAGUUUCAGAGAAAAACUCUGUUCUGGUGAGAAACUGUAGAAGUAUAAAAAUACAGUUGAUUUUUCAUAGAGUUAGGAAUAAUAAUGUCAUGCAAUCUUGUAUAAAGUAUAAAAAGAUGCAAUCUCACAAGAGAUUUUAGAUUAGAGGUGCUUUCUAGGAGUACAGAAAAACAGCAGGAAAAGAAAAAAUCUGAUCUGAUGCAGAUUGGAAAAGGGAAAAAUGCAGUUUGUUUGCAUUUUUGAUUGGUUUGAUUUUGUGAAUUGAUUGUGAAAAGUUUUGAUUUUUUGCUUACUUCAGAUUCUUCUUUUGAUCGUUAAA
Molecule: messenger RNA, 1675 nt
Organism: Chenopodium quinoa (quinoa)
Lineage: Eukaryota; Viridiplantae; Streptophyta; Magnoliopsida; Caryophyllales; Amaranthaceae
Product: probable receptor-like protein kinase At1g33260
Exons: 2
Coding region: 341-1396 (351 amino acids)
Biological process (GO): protein phosphorylation
Cellular component (GO): plasma membrane
Molecular function (GO): ATP binding; protein kinase activity
Source: RefSeq, a predicted model, not a curated record